This is a messenger RNA of Prunus armeniaca (apricot), 249 nucleotides long. Lineage: Eukaryota; Viridiplantae; Streptophyta; Magnoliopsida; Rosales; Rosaceae. The record is from the annotation of a GenBank genome assembly.
AUGAAAAAUCUGCUCAAAAUUCCUUCCUUACUAACUAAUCAGGAACCACAAGAUUUAAAAGGCACCGACGAUCUGGAAUAUCUGGGGAAGGUGGUGGCUGGUUCCAUUGUGGCUGCAGCUGUUAAGUAUGGAAGCAUAGGUUUUCCUGAGAUAACCAGACCCAACUCCUGUCAUUGUAGCCAUUUUAUUUUUGAUCAAGCAGAGCCAUGCAUGCAGAGGGGCGAAGCUAGGAUAGGAAAACCCUCGUGA